AUGCUCAGGGCCUUGCCAUCUUUGACGGAAAAUCCACUCGGGACAUGGCGCGCGCUGGCCGGCCUGCAACGGAAAAUCGGGCCAUCCCUGACGACUAUCAUGUCCUCCGGCCAGCCUGCCAACCACGGUAUCCAGAUUCCCGUGCACCGGUUAUUAUCGACUUUCUGCAAUGUGCAGCGCGUGCCGAAUCCGUUUUUGAAUCGACCAACGUCGCUCUGA
Messenger RNA from Chaetomium globosum CBS 148.51, 219 nucleotides. RefSeq lists its product as uncharacterized. The record is from RefSeq and is a predicted model, not a curated record. NCBI's taxonomy places the organism in Eukaryota, Fungi, Ascomycota, Sordariomycetes, Sordariales, Chaetomiaceae. The transcript is spliced from 2 exons. Bases 1 to 219 code for a protein of 72 amino acids.